Molecule: messenger RNA, 2004 nt
Organism: Magnusiomyces paraingens
Lineage: Eukaryota; Fungi; Ascomycota; Dipodascomycetes; Dipodascales; Dipodascaceae
Exons: 2
Coding region: 1-2004 (667 amino acids)
Biological process (GO): intracellular transport
Cellular component (GO): nuclear pore
Source: RefSeq, a predicted model, not a curated record
AUGGGGAAACGUCAAAGUGAGAAUCAAAUAAGUAGUUAUAACCCUGAAGACGACUCUCCCGAAGUAAGCGACCCUGUUCGUCUUGCAGACCCUGAGACACUUUCAAAGCGCAAAAAUGUGAAAAAAGGAUCAUUUCCACAAGCACAGACAGAGGGACAGCCUGCUAGUAAUCCCUUUGCAUCCAGUGGAUUUAAAUUCUCAAGUGUGGGUGCCACUACAACUUCUUCGACAGGAUCCAGUCUUUUUAGCACAGCCAGUGCGUCGAGCCCAACAUUCACUUCAGUUGAAAGCAAUACAGAUUCUACUAGCAAACUUUUUAGCUCGAACAUAGCGACAUCUUCUACUCACCAAAAGAAUAAUGAUGAUUUGAAGAUUAAAUUCCGUGCUCUUAACGAGAAAUUUGAGCGCAAACUUUCGGAACUUGUUAAUUCCAAUUUAUAUGGCGACUAUUCUUCAACCGUUGAAAAGUACUUGACAUUUGCCAAAAAUAUUAAGACUGAAAGCACGUCGAGUUCAUCACCCGCCUUAUCAAACCCAACAUAUACAUCUUCUGUACCUACUCCUUCAUUUCAGUUCACACCAUCUCUUCCUAGCAAGGCAUCUUUGAGUACUACAACAUCUACUACAGAUAGUAAGCCUCUUUUUAACUUUGGAGCAAACAAGACUACUGAAGAGCAACCUGAAAACGCGUCGAGUAGCAAACCAGAGGAAGUAAAAGAAGGGAAGGCCAAUGACGACAGACCUGCAGAUAAGGAGUUAAAGUUUGUUUUUAAACCCACGGAUAGUGUUGAACCGUCUCCAUUUGUUUUCAAUAAGACGACGACUUCUGAUGCGGAGAAGAAGCGCGAUAAUAAGCCCGGACUUACAUUUAAGUUUGUGGCGCCUGCGACAAAAAUAGAAUCACCCUUUAAAUUUUCAGAACCUGCAAAAAAAACAGAAUCGCCUUUCAAGUCUUUAGCAGUUGCAACAAAGGAGUCUGAAGAAAAAAAGGGCGAUGAGCCCAAGCCAUUAUUUACAUCAAACUUAUUAUUUGGCACAGAUAAAGAAGGAGCCAAGAAGAUAGCAACAGAAAAUAAUCAUACUUGGGGACCUGAGAAAGGUAUCAACUUUAACACCAAGUCAUUGUCCUCUUCUGAUACCGAAUCUCAGAAGUCUUUUUUUGCGAACCCAGUUCAGCCACCAACUACGACGAGUGCUUUGACAAACGAGGGGUCUAAAUUGUUCAGCUUCUCUUCCUCUGCGAAUAACAAUACAGUAUCUGAAAACAAGCCCAGUUUGUUUGGCAAAACUCCGGCGGCACCUGUAACAGGUGGUUUAUUCGAAAAAGCAUCGUCUAGUUCAUCUGUAUUUUCUGAUAGCAACACUAGUAACAAAUCUGGGUUAUUUGGAACCACACCAACGGCUCCUGCGUUUCAAUUUGGCUCGUCGUCUGCCAAUAAGAGUGCCGAAACCAAACCUCUUUUUGGUAGUACAGCCGGUGGCUCCAGUGGGUUUGGAUCAUUUACUAGCACAACACCUGCAUUUUCUUUUAGCCCAGCACCAGCACCAGCACCAGCCUCUAUUACUACAACAGCACCUUCUACAGCGUCGACUAAUGAGGAAGGAUCUAAGGAAGAGGGAGAUGGGGAAGUAGCUGCUGAGGAGAGCGGGGAGUCUACAAAUUUCACAGCCCAGGGGCCUGGAGAAGAGAAUGAGGAUUCUUUAUAUGAGAAAAAGGCAAAAGUUUAUUCCAAUGCUGAAGGUAAGCUGCAAGCUGAGGGAAUUGGAUUACUGCGUGUGCUGAAACAUAAAGAGACAAAAAAGAGCCGAGUUGUUGUACGGGCUGAUGGAGGUGGACGAGUUCUUUUAAAUGUGCUUUUGCACAAGGGGUUUUCAUACAAGGCGAAUAAGACCCUUGUGACGAUUGUGGAGUUGACUGGUGAUGGACCCAAGCAGCAUAUGGUAAGAGUAAAGACAGCAGAAGAUGCCUCGGAACUGUCCAAGGUUUUGGAAGAUAAUAAAUGA